CACCAUAAACAAGAUAAGAUCAAGAUGCAAGAAACACACACACACACACUCUGCAAAAUCCCUUUGUCAGUAUCCGUACUUUAAAUCCCAAAUUGGAACAACUAAUCCACAAUUAAACCCCCAAAAUCAUCCCCAACACCCAAAUUCCCAUUCAAUUUCACCCCAAAUCCCCCAAUUUCUAGAGACAGAGAACUAAUCUGACACCACCAAUCACCACCACAAUCAUCACCAAUCUGCAAUUAAACAAAAACCCACAUGGCGGAGACUAACGGCGGCUCAGCCGCACCACCGCCGCCGCCUCCACAACGGCGAGUUCCCGUUCCACCGAUUGCUCUGCCACCGCAAUCAUCGUUCGAAACCCUGUUCACCGGCGGACAAAUACCAGGGUUUAGUCCGGGACCCAUGACUCUUGUUUCAAAUUACUUCUCCGAUCAAUACCCAGAUGUUGAUUGCCGGUCGUUUUCGCAGCUUCUCGCCGGAGCUAUGGCUUCCCCUGUUUCGAAAAUUUCACCGGCGAGUGUUGUUGAGGGGACGGAUGAGAAGAAAUCAGGGGGUUUUAAGCAAAAUCGGCCGGUGGAUUUGGUGAUUGCUCAAUCCCCAUCUGGGUUUAUGUUUCCGAGUGUUUUUAGUCCUUCUGGGUUUCUUAAUUCUCCUGGGUUUUUCUCACCUCUUCAGAGUCCAUUUGGGAUGUCUCACCAGCAGGCAUUGGCUCAUGUUACCGCUCAGGCUGCAUUGUCUCAAUCUUAUUUCAAUCCUGUUCAACCCGAAAACGGAUCAUCUGCGACAAUAGUAUCCGAGGGGGAAUCGUAUAUGGUCAAUGCAGUCAAUGCGAACCCAGAGAUUGAGGAUUCACAAGUAGGAUCGCCAGAUGGGUUUCCGGGAUCUCAAUCCGACGUUACGGAACCUCAACAAGUCGUUUCUGUAUCGGCUGAUACCAAAGACGGUUACAAUUGGAGGAAGUACGGGCAGAAGCAGGUGAAAGCGAGCGAGCAUCCUCGAAGCUAUUAUAAAUGCACGCACCCUAACUGCCCGGUGAAGAAGAAGGUUGGGCAGUCGCUUGAUGGUCAUAUAACCGACAUUGUGUAUAAAGGUCAACACAAUCACGAGCCACCUCAACCUGGCAAACGAGGUAAAGAGGGUGCUGAUGCGAACAAACAGAACAAUUCUCAGUUUGUAAAACGUGUAGCAGAAGAACCGGUGGUGGAUCAAGGAUCUAACCACAUGAUUAGAACAGAUCAAGGAUCUAAUCAGAUGAUGAGAACUGAUCAAGGUUCUAAUCAGUUGAUGAGAAUAGAUGAGCCAGAUGAUGAACCGAAUCCGAAAAGAAGGAAUACAGAGGUCGGGCCUGUGUCCGUGCCUGUGGACUCGACUUCAGCUCACAAGAUGGUCUCUGAGCCGAAAAUCGUAGUGCAAACACGAAGUGAGGUUGAUCUUUUGGAUGAUGGAUUCAAGUGGCGAAAAUACGGGCAGAAAGUGGUCAAGGGGAAUACUAAUCCAAGGAGUUACUAUAAAUGCACAUAUGCGGGAUGCAACGUGCGAAAGCAUGUAGAAAGAGCUCCAUCGGAUCCGAAAUCUGUGGUAACAACAUAUGAAGGGAAACAUAAUCAUGAUAUUCCGGUAGCAAGGCAUCGAGGCUACAAUAACAACAACAACGGUGGUGGGCAAAUGGGGAAAUCUACAAGACCAGCACAGCGCAAAGACACCAAUUUAGGAAACAACGAAAGACCCGUUCUUUUGCAAAUGAAAGAAGAGGAAAUAAUCGCGUAAAUGGUGUGUUGUGAAUGUGGUAAUGUAAAAGAUCCGUUUUGAAGCUUAUAUUGUUGCUAACAGAUGUUCCAGUUUGCUUCCAUAUAUAUAUAUAUUAUAUAUUUUUUUUAAUAUUGUUUGAUUGUUUUAUUGAA
This is a messenger RNA of Helianthus annuus (common sunflower), 1901 nucleotides long. Its product is annotated as probable WRKY transcription factor 4. The transcript has 4 exons. Gene Ontology annotation, molecular function: sequence-specific DNA binding; DNA-binding transcription factor activity. The coding region runs from base 256 to 1767 and encodes 503 amino acids. The record is from RefSeq and is a predicted model, not a curated record. Gene Ontology annotation, biological process: regulation of DNA-templated transcription. Lineage: Eukaryota; Viridiplantae; Streptophyta; Magnoliopsida; Asterales; Asteraceae.